AUCACAUUGACUGACAGUUCUGGGUAACUAGGUUGUGGGAAAGAAACACCUCUUCAGUCUGUUCACUGAGCUGCAGAGUUUUGAGCUUCAGCUGGGAUCUUACUCUCCAGUGUAUUUGCCAAGAGAAAUAUAUCCUCUCAGCAUGGCUCGUAGGCUGGAGUUAAAUCAUGAACUUUCUAAACUUUUCAAUGAGCUAUGGGAUGCAGAUGUCAAUCGCUUUGUGCCCGGGAAAGAUUAUACAAUUGACUUACAGGAAAAAGCAGGCUUUGUACAGCAGGGCAGCAGCAUUGCAAGGGACAGUGCAUCUGAACCUCUGUUUCGCUACGUAAAUGAAAAGCGUUUGAAGAGCACAAAAACUUUUGCAGCUUUUGUUUCCCUGUUGGACAAUUAUGAAACGUCAACUGGUGUAGCAGAAGUUGUGACCCCACAAGAAAUGGCUGAAAACAAUCGUUUUCUUGAUGCUAUCUUAGAAACAGAAGUAAUGAAACUUACUCAUCAAUAUUUAGUUAGAAAAAAUUGGUCAAAACCCAGUCUUAACGAUUUCAAGUCUCAGCUCUAUGACAUCUGGUUUCAGCUAUACACCAGGGAAGCGGGAAAGGGGCCUGAUUCCUGUGGAUUUGAACAUGUGUUUGUCGGAGAAACAAAACAUGGAAAAGAGAUUCUGGGUUUGCAUAACUGGGUACAAUUUUACCUUCAGGAAAAGCAUAAACAAAUUGACUACAAAGGCUAUGUUGCCAGGAGGAACAAGAGCAGGUCUGAUGAAGAUGAUCAAGUUCUGAGUCUACAGUUCAGCUGGAAAGGUCUAGUAAAACCUGUGGGAAGCACCUUUAUUGGUGUCAGCCCCGAGUUUGAAUUUGCCCUCUAUACAAUCAUUUUUCUGCAGUCUCAGGAAAGGGUCACUCGUGAGAUGGUGCAGAUAGAGGAGUAUGAACUACAGAUAGUUGUGUGUCGCCAUGGUAAAUACAUUGGAACAGCAUAUCCUGUCCUCCUUAGCAGCAACAAUGAAGAUUUGUAUUGAAAAGGAUCAAGUUAACCUGAAGUUCUUUCUCAGUUUAAUUGUAAUUUUGUAUAAUUUUAAAUGGUCUGUUUGGAAUAAUAUCCUUUUGUUCGGUAUUAAGAUGCUUAACCUAAGCUGUGCCUUUUAAAGAACUGUUCAGUGCCUGUCCAGGCUUUGAAAUCCUUUUUAUCACUGUAGCCAAGGAUGAAAGAAAUUGUACUAAAGUGCCAUCAUAAAGCUGUACUUUAACUUCCUGACCAGA
Molecule: messenger RNA, 1259 nt
Organism: Chelonia mydas (Green sea turtle)
Lineage: Eukaryota; Metazoa; Chordata; Testudines; Cheloniidae
Product: poly(U)-specific endoribonuclease
Exons: 7
Coding region: 143-1018 (291 amino acids)
Molecular function (GO): RNA endonuclease activity
Source: RefSeq, a predicted model, not a curated record